This is a messenger RNA of Aspergillus pseudotamarii, 819 nucleotides long. RefSeq lists its product as uncharacterized. The coding region runs from base 61 to 630 and encodes 189 amino acids. The record is from RefSeq and is a predicted model, not a curated record. The transcript has 3 exons. NCBI's taxonomy places the organism in Eukaryota, Fungi, Ascomycota, Eurotiomycetes, Eurotiales, Aspergillaceae.
CCCCAACCUGUCCUAAGACGCGUGCUCAUUCCCUCGGUAAUCGGACAAGAUAUAGCGACGAUGGCAUUUCCUCCCGCCUCUGCUGGGCCCAAUGCAGUUAGAGCUUACAUCUCUGACAUUCUCGUCUCUAAGCAUGAUGCAACAGUAGACUUUGCCAAAGAAGUAGCUAGUCGCUGGCAGUUAGGUCGACCAAACGACCUGCGUCAUGCCUCUGCCUGGACAUUCGAACACGUUUUCGGAAAAGAUAUCGGGCGUUUUCUAUACCGAACGGUUCAAGAGGAUAUCAGGGAACAAUGGUAUAGCUCUACCGCUGGGGUGUUGAAUUCCUGGCUGUUAGUUUUCUCCAUAGUGUCCUCUGCGUUCUUUCUCGUUCGGGCAACACGAGUAAAUUCAUCUUCUACGAGUGCUGCCUCGUUGCGCUACGCCGGCUCAGCCUUUGGGCCGCCGAUGGUCUUCUGUGGAAUUCAGGACCAGUACAGUCCGUGGCAAUUUCCUCGACUUUUCCUUGGUGGCAUUGUAACCUUCUUGACUGUUCUCGCGUUUCUGGUGGCUUCCACAGACCAGCGUGUGGAGAAGCAGAAAACAGAGACAGAAGACAGAAAGAAGGACGAAACGAAACAGAGAGAGUAGUGCAGUUGUGGCGUGUGUAUCCAUCGAGACAUGAAAGAUCUCUGGGCUAACUUCCCGUGAAACAUUAUGCCCUGGAUCAUUAUGGAGGGUCGCCAAAGGAUAGGGUGAAUGAGUAAUGUGGAACUGGCCGAUAUGUACAUAACUGGCUUGUGAAGAAAGAAGAAGAAAUUCACCUCUGGUUAAUAUUAG